Messenger RNA from Cantharellus anzutake, 2287 nucleotides. RefSeq lists its product as uncharacterized. Gene Ontology annotation, cellular component: precatalytic spliceosome. The transcript has 6 exons. NCBI's taxonomy places the organism in Eukaryota, Fungi, Basidiomycota, Agaricomycetes, Cantharellales, Hydnaceae. Gene Ontology annotation, molecular function: nucleic acid binding. The coding region runs from base 154 to 2178 and encodes 674 amino acids. The record is from RefSeq and is a predicted model, not a curated record. Gene Ontology annotation, biological process: mRNA cis splicing, via spliceosome.
AUGUACAGAUUCCCUUCCUCUUUUCUUUUUGCAUUUUCUUCGGAACUGCGUUCAUUGUUGGACGUUCAGGAAAAUCAUUGCUGUAUUUAUAUCUGUUGAUUUCGAAGUGGACAACUUGCUUUGCGCAAAACGCUUCCCAUCUCACGGAGAAAGAUGUCAGCCUCUGCUCGAAAAGCUGGUGGUCUAUAUGGAGGGAUCAAUUUAUUAUCUACGACUACUCCUGCUGGACUUGCAGCUGAUAUCGUUGCUGUCACUGCACCUGGCGCCGUGAAUGCCACGACCAAGACUGAACCAUCCGUUGCGCCAACAACCAAAACCGAAGCGCCUAAGGAGGAAGAGUUUUCGAAACCCGCUGCAGGGACAAAAGCAUGGUCGGCUUCACUUGCGUUUGCGCCUACAAGGAGGCCUGCUCCGAAAGCUAAGCCAGUAGCGACUCGAUUACCAGCUAGUGCUUUUACUUCAUCAUCAUCAUCUGCCUCAUCUACGAUCUCAGCUACUGCUGUUCUCUACGCUUCUCCUGAUCUCGACGAGGCGGCGGCUGCAUCAUCUUCUCUGAACAAUCUACUUCUUCAAGAAGCUGACAACAACAACAACAACAACAAUAACAACAGCAAACUGCUGCUAGCAUCAGAACCAUCAUCAACUGUUACAGGCGUCGGUUCAAGUAAUGCCGAUUGGAGUGGACGAAAGAUCAAACCACCUUCGAUGGUUCUCGAUGACAACGUGAAUGGAUUUAGAGGGCCAAGUGCUGCUUCGAGAAAGUCCCAUCAUCGGCAGCAGCGUAAUAAAAUAGGGAAAGGAAAGAAGUCCAAGCAAAAUGCACAAGCUGCACCUGUAUGGGAUCCUGACGAGCAAUAUGAUCCUCUCAAACCGAACGAUUUUUCCGAACUCGUGGCUCAGAGGGUUCGAGCGAGGGAGGAAGAGCGACAGGCGAGGGAAGACGAGAGGAGACGACAGCGCGAUAGGAAACGUUCGAGAAGGAGUAGCAGUUACUCUGCGAGCGAUGAUGGUUAUAGUGAUGAUAACAAAGACUGGCGCGAUCGUCCAAGAAAGGAGGGGCGGUAUGAUGACUCGCCGCCUGAAUCGUGGAGGACGAAGGAGCCAGCACCCAUCUUUUCUCCGCCAUCCAGUCACUCGCGACUUCCACCACCUGACGAUGGUGAACCAGCUUAUCUCCGUAGAGCAGCGAUGUCUGCAAACGCUGGAUUCCAGGCGUCAUCUCGACUUUCUCCUCCGCCCACCUCCUUUGAACAAACCGCAUCGAAUUUAGUAGCAACUCCAUCUGCACCGGUUCCACAAACGGGAGAAGAGGCAUAUCUGCGCCGUCUUGCAAUGUCUCAAGGCGCGAUGACAAUGACGCCCCCUCCCCCACCGCCACCGCCACCUGCACCUCUCCCUGUGCAAGAGCUGGAUGAGGAUGAUGAUGUUCCGUACCUAUCACCUCCUCCGAUGCCGCCACCACAACCUGCGCCUCCGCCAUUGGACCCGGAAGUCAUGGAAGCUCAAAUCAAGGAAAAGAGAGAAGCUGCUGCUGCGAUUGCGGCGCGACUUGCUCAAUUUGGUCAGCAAGCGGCGAAUGCGUCGGAUAAACCAGAAGAAGAUUCUCCCUCAGAGCCUAAAACUUCGCAUAAUUUUGCUGCGCGAAUGAUGGCGAAAUGGGGCCAUAAAGAGGGUCAAGGUCUAGGUGUCGACGCUUCGGGGAUCGUCGAGCCACUUUCGGUCCAAGUCGCCAAAGCUGCUGGAGGGAAGAAGUGUAAUCAGAAACCGUCGGCUGGAGGUUUUGGAGCUGAGGGUUCGAGGAUAGCGAAGAUCGUUAAUAAGCUGGAUGAAGAAAAGCAGAGACAAGAGAGGGCUAAGUACGGUGAGCCUAGCACUGUUGUUGUGCUUUCGAAUGUGGUUGGGCUGGAAGAUGCGGAAGAUGAGGAUCUCAGUGAGGAAAUUGGUGGCGAGUGCAGCAAGCACGGAGUUGUCAACAGAAUCCUGGUGCAUGUCGUCAAUCCCGUUCCUUCCAACCACGAUGAGGCUGUCCGGGUUUUUGUACAAUUCACGGGCCCCGUUGGUGCAUGGAAAACGGUCCGGGAUUUUGAUGGUCGGUAUUUUGGUGGGAGGAGUGUUCGGGCGAGAUAUUUCCCUGAGGAGUUGUUUGUUCGGCAUCAGUUGGAUGGUCCACUUGUGUGAUUUGGUUCGAGGCUGUGUGUCGUGUUUUGGGGUCAAAAAUACUUUUUCUCUCUUGAAGGUGUUUGUUCCCCCUUUUCCUCUUCGCUGGUGCAUUUACAGCUCAUGAUUC